AUGGCAAAUGCAACGGAAAGCCUCAACCGCUGGGCCCUCGUCUCCUCUCUCUACGGCCCCGGCACCUUCUGGAGCUGGCUCAUCAUCGUAGCCUCCGUCUUCACAAGCUGGACCGUCAACCCAAUCACAAAACGAUUGGACUCAAUCACAAACGACACAAUCGCCGCGCUUACACUGCCUGUGGUCGCAGCUGUAGAUGCACUCUACCAACUCGCCAAAUAUGACCGACCUGACCGUCCACGAUUGCUUCUGAGCGAUUCACCAGAAGAUAUCCAGCUCGUCGCUGCGCUCGAGGCCCCGCUUGCUAUCUGUGAAGUCUACGUUGUGCUGGCGAUUUUCCUGCAUAGCGCUGCGUCGAGGCGACAUCAGUGGAAGAGGGUGGGCUGUGUUACUUUAUCGACUGUUUUGUGCUUUUCGCCGCAAUUGGUUAUCUUCUUCACAUACCCUGAUCUCCCUGUAUCAAGAAGCACUUUCGCUCGGCCAUUUCUAUUCAACUUUGUUAUAGCGCUGGGCUUCAUAUCGGGGAUCAUGGCCAUCAUGACAGGAGUGUCCAUUGUUCGGACUGUUGUUGUCACCGUGUAUCGCAGAGCCAAGCCUUCCAGCAGUGAAGACCAAGAGAAGCCUUUAGAGAGGCGCAGCGGGUUCGAGAAAUGGUCGAAUAUCUUUGCAGCAGUUCUCAUCGCAAGUAUUAUCUCAUUUGUUAAAUAUGGGUUUGUUGGCAACACGAUGGCCUUUGCUAUGGGCGUGCUCGGAUAUCAAACUCGCAUGAUAAGAUUUAUGCCCAAGAGUAACGUCUGUCUUACGGAUUUGGAUCAGAUUGUUGCGUUGGCAGGCGGUGCCUUUACGCUUUUGUUCAGUAUAUAUGAUGCUGCGAAGGGUUGGCGAUCUUCAUCUCGCGCUGACAUUGGAAACCAUAGCUAG
Messenger RNA from Fusarium musae, 921 nucleotides. RefSeq lists its product as uncharacterized. The record is from RefSeq and is a predicted model, not a curated record. Bases 1 to 921 code for a protein of 306 amino acids. The transcript has a single exon. Lineage: Eukaryota; Fungi; Ascomycota; Sordariomycetes; Hypocreales; Nectriaceae.